CUCUCUCUCUCUCUCUCUCACAUAAUAUAUAUAGAGUGUUCUGUAUAUCUACCUAUUCCGUUACUCCAAUGGAUACCCUUCGUGUAUUGCACUGCUGCUCUUCUUCUACUGCUACUUCUGCAAGUUAUACAUCUUCACAAAACCAUUGCCCAAGGCAGUUCAAAUUCCUUUCCCAUCACCAACGUCACGCUACUCUCGCUUUUAUAAGACCUUCAAUUUUUCAGACUCCUGGGUUUGCUGAUCGAUCCACUGCUCUUCGACGUCACUCCUCUCCAAUCCUUUGUGGUGUUUCCUCUGUACAGACUAGAGAAGAAGAGAAGAUGGGGAAGAAGAAGGCGCAGGGGAAGGUGAGGCUAAGUGUGCGUCUGGAUCACCAAGUCCAAUUUGGCGAUCAUGUAGCAGUUUUGGGGUCAACAAAGGAAUUGGGAUCAUGGAAAAAGCAAGUUGCAAUGAAAUGGACAGAGGAUGGUUGGGUUUGUGCAGUAGAACUAGAAGGGGGUGACUCUGUUGAGUACAAAUUUGUGAUUGUAAGGAAGAACAAGAAAGUAGUUUGGGAAAGUGGUGACAAUCGAGUCUUGAAGCUGCCAAAAGGAGGCAGUUUUGCGAUUAUUUGUCAUUGGGACAUGACUGGCGAGGCUGUGGAUCUAUUGCCUUUGGAUUUGGAACAAAAUGUGGAGGGUGUGGAAUAUGUUGGUGAUAAUGGGUCUGCAGCUACUGAUGUGGUAGUAGGGACAAGUUCUUUUGUGGAGCAAUGGCAAGGUAAGGCUGCCUCUUUCAUGCGAUCAAAUGAGCAUCACGACAGAGAAGCAGAUAGAAAGUGGGAUACAUCAGGUCUUGAAGGGCUGGCUGUAAAGUUAGUGGAAGGUGAUCGAAAUGGCAGGAAUUGGUGGCGAAAGCUUGAAGUUGUUCGUGAACUAUUAGUUGGAAGUUUGGAAAGUGGGCAGCGUUUGGAUGCUCUUAUAUAUUCUGCUAUCUAUCUAAAGUGGAUAAACACUGGGCAAAUUUCUUGCUUUGAAGAUGGAGGUCAUCACCGGCCAAGUAGGCAUGCGGAGAUUUCAAGGCUUAUAUUCCGUGAAUUGGAAAGAAUUUCCUCUAGAAAAGACUCUUCACCUGAGGAAGUAGUUGUCAUUCGCAAGAUUCAUCCAUGUUUGCCUUCUUUUAAGGCGGAAUUUACUGCAUCUGUUCCUCUGACACGAAUUAGGGAUAUAGCACACCGGAAUGAUAUCCCUCAUGAUCUUAAGCAAGAAAUCAAGCAUACAAUACAGAACAAGCUUCACAGGAAUGCUGGCCCUGAAGAUUUGGUUGCUACAGAAGCAAUGCUUGCAAGAAUUACCAAGAACCCUGGACAAUAUAGUGAAGUAUUUGUAGAACAAUUCAAAAUAUUCCAUCAUGAACUCAAAGAUUUCUUUAAUGCUGGAAGCCUUGCAGAACAACUUGAAUCAAUAAAGGAUUCUUUGGAUGAACGAAGUUUGUCAGCUCUUUCAUUAUUUUUAGAGUGCAAGAAGAGUUUGGAUAGUUUGCAAGAAACAAAUAAUGCUUCCACAAAUAAUGGCAUGCAUAUGCUGGUCAAAACCAUACAAUCUUUAAAUGCUCUGCGAGAAGUAAUUGUAAAGGGUCUUGAAAGUGGUAUUCGAAAUGAUGCCCCUGAUGCUGCGAUGGCAAUGCGCCAAAGGUGGCGUCUUUGUGAGAUUGGACUUGAGGACUAUGCUUUUGUUCUUUUUAGCAGGUUUCUUAAUGCAAUUGAAGCUGUGGGAGGGGCACGUUGGCUUGUGGAGAAUGUAGAAUCCAAGAAUGUAAGCUCUUGGAAUGAUCCACUUGGCACUCUCAUUGUUGGCAUUCGUCAGCUGGGAUUAUCAGGUUGGAAACCAGAAGAGUGCAAUGCUAUUGGAAAUGAACUUCUAGCAUGGCAAGAGAAAGGCCUCUUAGAAAAAGAAGGCAAUGAAGAUGGGAAGAUGAUUUGGGCAUUAAGGCUUAAAGCUACCCUUGAUAGAUCUAGAAGGCUGACUGAAGAGUACUCUGAGGCACUUUUGCAGAUCUUCCCUCAGAAAGUCGAGAUGUUAGGCAAAGCUCUUGGAAUUCCUAUAAACAGUGUGAGGACAUACACUGAAGCUGAGAUUCGUGCCAGUGUUGUUUUUCAGGUUUCAAAACUUUGUACACUUCUUUUAAAAGCUGUUAGAACUACAGUUGGUUCUCAAGGCUGGGAUGUUCUUGUUCCAGGAACUGCUUCUGGUACUGUAAUACAGGUUGAGAGCAUUGUGCCUGGGACACUGCCAUCAUCUGUAACAGGUCCUGUUAUACUUGUGGUCAGCAAAGCUGAUGGAGAUGAAGAGGUAACAGCUGCGGGUGGUAAUAUAGCUGGAGUUGUACUUCUACAGGAGCUGCCUCACUUAUCUCAUCUUGGUGUUAGGGCUCGGCAAGAGAAGGUUGUAUUGGUGACAUGUGAAGAUGAUGACAAAAUUGCUGAUAUGGUAAAACUCAAGGGAAAAUAUGCAAGAUUGGAAGCUUCCUCGACAGGAGUGAAUAUAAUUACAUCGUUUUCAGAUGAUAGCAAUGGUGGCUUUCCUGUAAAAAAACUUUCAAGUAAUAGCUCAACCACAACUGGACCUUCAGGAGAAAAUAAUUUGUCUUGGUCUUCUGUCAAAACUCCUUACUCAAGUCAGUAUUUCUUUCAGGGUGUUUCUGCUGGAGGCAUUAUACUACUUGCUGAUGCAGAUGUACAAACUUCUGGUGCAAAGGCUUCUGCUUGUGGUCAAUUAUCUUCUGUGGCAGCAGCUUCUGAUCAAGUUUGCAGUGACCAAGGAGUUCCAGCUUCAUUUAAGGUCCCUAGGGGAGCGGUAAUACCUUUUGGAUCUAUGGAACUGGCAUUAGAACAAAGCAAGUCCAUGGAGUCCUUCAAAUCUUUUGUGGAACAGAUAGAAACAGCCCAAAUGGAAGGUGGAGAACUCGACAAUCUCUGUAAUCAACUCCAAGUACUUAUCUCUUCCCUACAGCUUCCAAAAGACAUCAUUGACAGCUUGGGGAAAAUAUUUCCACCCAAUUCACGUUUAAUUGUCCGUUCAAGUGCCAAUGUUGAGGACUUAGCUGGCAUGUCAGCUGCUGGCCUCUAUGAAUCAAUUCCUAAUGUAAGCCUUUCAAAUCCGAUUGUUUUUGGAAACGCUGUUUGUCGAGUGUGGGCUUCGCUUUACACUCGUAGAGCAGUUUUAAGUCGUAGAGCUGCUAAUGUACCUCAGAAGGAGGCUGCAAUGGCUGUACUGGUCCAAGAAUUGCUUUCGCCGGAUCUAUCCUUUGUGCUUCACACGCUCAGCCCGACAGACCACGAUCAUAAUUCAGUGGAGGCGGAGAUUGCUUCUGGACUUGGCGAGACUCUAGCUUCAGGCACACGAGGCACUCCUUGGCGUCUAUCUUCUGGAAAGUUUGAUGGGUUAGUGUGCACGUUGGCUUUUGCAAAUUUCAGCGAGGAAUUGCUGGUGCGUGGCGCAGGUCCAGCUGAUGGGGAAGUGAUCCAUUUAACUGUUGACUAUAGCAAGAAACCCCUGACCACGGACCCAAUUUUCCGGUGUCUGCUUGGUCAGCGUCUUUGUGCUGUAGGGUUUUUGCUUGAGCGCAAAUUUGGAUGCCCUCAGGAUGUCGAAGGAUGCGUGGUUGGUAAAGACAUUUUCAUUGUCCAGACACGCCCGCAACCUCAAUAAAAGGCUUCUUCCCAUAACUUUUAACAAUGUAUGUAUAUCUACAUUGUCAAAGGAUGCGCUGUUGGUAAAGACAUUUUCAUUGUCCAGAUAUGCCUGCAACCUUAAAUAAGGCUUCUUCUCAGAACUUUAACCAUGUUUGUAUAUUUACGUUGUUGCUAUCAAUAAGCAUUAUCUACAUGUAAGAAUCUACCUAAGAAUGUGAAUUGUUGUGAAGCAUCUCAUGUCAACUUAUCAUAGAAAGUACAAGAACAUGAUUUGGACAAUGUUUAUAAAUCCCAAGUUGUCAUGUUUAAUUGUUUCA
This is a messenger RNA of Camellia sinensis, 3990 nucleotides long. It is a transcript of the gene PWD, whose product is annotated as chloroplastidic phosphoglucan, water dikinase (ATGWD3). The record is from RefSeq and is a predicted model, not a curated record. NCBI's taxonomy places the organism in Eukaryota, Viridiplantae, Streptophyta, Magnoliopsida, Ericales, Theaceae. Gene Ontology annotation, biological process: phosphorylation. Gene Ontology annotation, molecular function: kinase activity; starch binding; ATP binding.